Molecule: messenger RNA, 1731 nt
Organism: Pistacia vera
Lineage: Eukaryota; Viridiplantae; Streptophyta; Magnoliopsida; Sapindales; Anacardiaceae
Product: UDP-glycosyltransferase 87A1-like
Exons: 2
Coding region: 191-1585 (464 amino acids)
Molecular function (GO): UDP-glycosyltransferase activity
Source: RefSeq, a predicted model, not a curated record
UAUACGACAAGUUUACGUUGGCUUGGGGCCACCCACUGAAUAUUGAGGGUAUUUACGCCAAUUAAUCUUCUGUAAGGAAGUCUUUUUCUUUUUGGUAACUGUAAGGCAGUCUCUUUGACCUACUCCUUAGAAAGGUCUCUUCUAGCUACUCGUUUGCAGUAUUGAAAUUCUCAGAAUCCACUGAUCGCAUAUGGUUCAAUCCCAAACCAAAACAUCAAGCAUGAAGAUCUGCCAGGUACUGGCCCUGCCUUAUCCUGGUAGAGGCCAUAUCAAUCCCAUGAUGAAUCUCUGCAAGCUACUCGUUUCAAGGCAACCUCAUAUUCUCAUCACUUUUGUCGUCACUGAAGAGUGGCUUGGCUUCAUUGGUUCCGAAACCAAGCCGGAGAACGUCCGGUUCGCUACUGUUCCCAAUGUUAUACCGUCUGAGCUUGAUCGCGCCAAGGACUUUCCUGGCUUCUUGGAAGCUGUUUUCACAAAGAUGGAAGCUCUUUUUGAGAAGCUACUGGAUGAGCUAGAGUUCCCAGUGUUUGCUAUCGUAGCUGAUUCUUACAUGCGUUGGGCUGUUGAUGUUGGUAACCGGAGGAACAUUCCGGUGGCUUCGCUUUGGCCAAUGUCUGCAUCUGUAUUUUCAGUUUUUCAUCAUCAUGAGCUCCUUCUUAAAAAUGGGCAUUUCCCAGUUGAACUUUCAGAGCGUGGAGAAGAGGUGAUGGACUACGUCCCCGGACUUCCUUCAACAAGGGUAGCUGAUCUUCCAUCUGCUUUGUAUGGAGGUGAAAGACAAGUUUUACAUCGGGUCCUGGAGAGUGUUUCAGGGGUGUCAAAAGCACAGUAUCUUUUCUUCACUUCAGUCUACAAGCUUGAAGCUCAAGUGAUUGACAAAUUAAGAGCGGAAUUCCCUUUCCCCGUUUACCCGGUUGGACCUACCAUACCCUACUUUCAACUCACAGACGACAACUCUUCACUAACUACAAGUCUCAAUGGUCUUAACUACCUCAAGUGGCUGGAUUCUCAGCCUAGUGGCUCAGUCUUGUACUUCUCAUUGGGAAGUUUUCUAUCAGUUUCCAGUGCCCAGAUGGAUGAAAUUGUGGCUGGGGUUCGCAAUAGUGGUGUUAGGUAUUUGUGGGUAACUCGUGGUGACACUUCUAGGUUUAAAGAUGGGGGGGAUGAUAAGGGGAUUGCAGUGCCUUGGUGUGACCAACUGAGGGUGUUGUGCCAUUCUUCCAUCGGUGGAUUUUGGACACAUUGUGGUUGGAGUUCCACUCUUGAAGGGGUUUAUGCUGGAGUUCCAAUGCUUACUUUUCCAAUAAUUGCGGAUCAAGUUCUAAAUAGUAAGCAAAUUGUAGAGGAUUGGAAGAUUGGAUGGAGAGUAAAGAAAGAGGUUGCAAGUGAAAGUCUGGUGACAAGAGAAGAAAUUUCAGAGCUAGUACAAAGGUUUAUGGAUAGAAACAGUGGUGAGAAGAAGGAGAUGAACAAAAGGGCUAGAAAACUUCAAGAAAUUUGUGAAGUAGCAGUUGCAGAGGGUGGAUCAUCUAUAACAAAUAUUGACGCUUUCCUUGAGGAUAUUUCACAAAACCUCUCCAAAUGAAGCAAUUAAGUUAAUGUACCCCUAUGAAGAUUGGUAGUCAGGCAACAUUCUUCUCUUGAAGUGGAUUAGAACAUUGUUUGAGACCUUUUUUGAAUAAUUAAUUUAUAUACUUGUCUCACAAAAUGGAUAAAUAAUAAUUAUUUUUU